Messenger RNA from Iphiclides podalirius (scarce swallowtail), 2061 nucleotides. The record is from the annotation of a GenBank genome assembly. Lineage: Eukaryota; Metazoa; Arthropoda; Insecta; Lepidoptera; Papilionidae.
AUGGGUGCCUAUUUAUCUGAACCUGUGACUGAGAAAAUGUCCACCGAUGAAGCGAACGAAAAACUAGAAUGCGGAGCAAGCUCCAUGCAGGGAUGGCGUGUCAACCAAGAGGACUCUCACAAUACAAUCUUAGAUUAUGACGAUAACACGUCCUUCUUUGCUGUUUAUGAUGGCCACGGUGGAGCUGAAGUCGCUACAUAUUGUUCGCAAAAAUUACCAGACUAUAUUAAAGAAACAGAUGCAUACAAAAACGGUGAUUUUGUUAAUGCAUUGACGGAUGCUUUCUUGGGAUUUGAUGCUACUAUUGCUACUAAAGAGGUUAUGGAUAUCCUGAAAGAAUUAGCAGGUGAAAUAAAUCCACCCGGACCAAGUGAUAAUGAAGAUUCUGAAGAUGAAAAUGUUAGUAAUUUAUAUCAAGAAGCACACCUACCUUUACAGGAAGUAUUAGCUAAAUAUGAAAAUAAGUUAAGCACAUUACAUCGAGCAAGACUUGGUGAUACUGCAACACCUUUAUCGCCAUGCUUGAGAGCAAAAAAGAACACGGAAGAGAUAAAUGCUGCGUCAUCAGCAAGCUCCAGUUCAGGACUUUCAUUAGCUGCAGGUUCAAGCUCAGAACAGAUUUGUGAUGCAGCAUCAUCUAGCAAAAAUGGCUUAUUAGUAUCUAGCAAUCAAGGCAAUGAAAAUAACACAGAAGAAGAUACUGGAGGAGUUUCGUCAACUAAUUCUUAUGAAGAUAAAGAUUUAAAUGGGGAGGUCUCAACCAGUGAGCCUGAAAAAACUGUGAAAGAAAGUGUUGGAAAAGACGCAGACAAAAUAAAUUCAACAGCACCUGACAGUUCUGGUGAUAACUGUCGGCGACCAGAACAGAGUCAAGAUGUGAAAAGCACUACAAAUGCUGGUAAUGGACCAACGUCAGAAACUUUUAAUGGUGAGGUGACAGAUUCUAAGCAAGUUGAUGGAGAGGACACUAAUAUAACUUCUUCAAAUGGAUCAGUGACACCUGUAAAAUCUGGAAAAGCCAAAGAUAAAUCAUCGCCAGUUUCAAGCUCAGAUAAAGUAACUCCAGAGAGACCAAAAAAAUCCAAAAUUCGCAGAGCAGCGGCAGCGGUUUACGAGUCACUAUUACGUCAAGCGGCUGAAGAUGAUGAUGAUGAAAGUGACUCAAAUGACGAGACUUUUGAGGGUGGAGAAAUCGAUACAUCCGAUGAGGAAAAUGUUAAUGGGGUUGAAGACUCUUCCAAUGAGGAUGAUGGUGAAGAAGAAGAUGAAGAUGAUUAUGAAGCGGAGUCAAGUGACGAGGAAGGUGAAGAGGACAUAAGUAUGUCUGAGGAGCCUGGAAAUGAUAGUGGUUGUACAGCUAUUGUUGCACUACUUAAGGGAAAUGAAGUAUAUGUUGCGAAUGCCGGUGAUUCUCGAUGCAUCAUUUGUAGAGACGGUAAAGCGAUUGAUAUGUCAAUAGAUCACAAGCCAGAAGAUACACCUGAGCUAGAACGAAUUACUAAAGCUGGUGGGAAAGUAUCUUAUGAUGGACGUAUUAACGGAGGAUUGAACUUGUCCCGUGCUAUUGGCGACCAUUCCUACAAACAGAAUAAAGAUUUGGGUCCCAAAGAACAAAUGGUCACUGCAUUACCAGAUGUGAAAACGCUAACAAUAGACCCCGCUAAGGAUCAAUUUAUGGUGUUGGCAUGUGACGGUAUCUGGAAUUUUAUGUCUAGUCAAGACGUUUGUGAUUUUAUAUUGCCUAGGCUUACAGAAGGACGCGAAAGAUUAUCACAAAUUUGUGAAGAGAUGUUUGAUCAUUGCCUGGCACCAACAACAAUGGGUGAUGGUACGGGUUGUGAUAAUAUGACAGCAAUUAUUGUAAGGUUUAAGGAUGGAGUCAUUUCAAAUGUUGGACAACACUCUAUUAACACAGAGGGCUCUAAAAAGCGAACUGCAGAAGAUGGGCCUUGCGAUGACAAUCAACAAGACACAAAAAGGCAAAAACUUGAUGAUUCUCUGUCAAGCUCGGCAAAUAGCACUGUUAAUGUGACAAAAUAUAUCUACGAGCUUGAAAAUGUU